AGAAACAAGAAAACACAAGUGUGGUCGCAAGUGGUGGUCGCAUUGGAAGACGAGAUUUAAUUUUCUUUUCUACACACCCAACCCAUUUCCAACUUUUUCUUCUCUUCGAGCCUUGCGACUUUCUGGGUCUCUUCCAAUUUAUUAUUAAUAUUAAAUAUUAAUGCCCUCUUUUCUAAGUUUCAUUUCUAAUUUACCCAACAAACCACACCAUAUUGUCUGCCUCUCUUUUCAUCCAACUUCCAAAACCCCUCUUCUGACUCUUUGCUUUCUUGUUAUUUGAUUCAUUGAUUCUUUCUUUUCUUGUUGGAUAAAUCAAGAGAUUGUUUGGUGACGAUGAAGGCUUGUUGAUCAUCAUCUAUUUCAAUAGGCGUUUCAAGAUCUUCCUGUAGUUCUUGUUGUCAGAUCUAUUGUUUGUAAUCUUUGGGGGUUUUCAGGGCUAAUUAUAAUGCAAGGGCAAAACAAUGCUAUCGGUUCUUUGCCGGAAAGCUUAACUUUAGAACAUGGUUCAGGUUCAAGUGAUUCCGCCGUUGCAAGUUUUAUUCGAAAUUCGCCAGUUGAUGCACAUCAAGAAACCCGAAACCUAAGCAUGUGGAAUACGGGUGAAUCGAGUUCAACCUCUGUGCCAAACGCGUGGUCGUCUUUUAUAAAAGCUCAACACGAACGGUCCGCAAAUAGGCUUUCAUUGGGUGAUCUUAACUUGAACCCAACCCAUACUCAUGCUAACAACGGUCAUCAUGGUCAUAACGUUACUGUAAAUUCGUCAACUCGUGUUGGCAAGACGCCGUUAACGCAUGCUAGUGGCAGUUCAUCAGGCCCGGUUGAAAUGGAGGCCCAACAAUUAUCCCGUAAAAGAAAAGCAGCUGAAUUAAGUAUUGGUCAGUCGUCGUCUUCCGGGAUCGAAAGUUCAAACAUUUAUCAAAGGCCCGGCGGAACUGAUAGCGUGUGGCAAUCGGUUUCAGAAAACCCUACACCAACUAAUAUAAUAUCUUUUGAUCCAAUUAUCCCGAGACUUGGUUCAAAUAUCGGAGGAGUUUCUUCUGAUUAUCGUUCUAUAGAAAACGUCCGUAGAAAUGUUCGCAUAAGGACUAAUAACUCCCACCAACAAGAUCAAUUAAGUUUUUCGUCUCCACAUCCUUCUUUGGGGCUUAACCUUGUAGCAGCAGGUGAUAGCUCAUCAAGUCAAGCGGGUCAACCUAUGCUGCGCGUCCCACCGUUGACGAGAAAUGUGCAUGCAUCUUCUAGAAAUAGCACUAGCUCAAGAGCCAAUCGGCCCAUUGCAUCAAAUAUUAUCGAUGGUUCAAGAGAUACCUCGAGAACAACACCCGCGAAUAUAUCAGAUCACCCUUUAUUUGUCCAGUUAAAUGAUAUACGGAACACCGCUCAAACAGCGGUUAAUUUGGAUUUGAAUUCUGUAGGUGGGCAUGAAACAAACAAUCGUGCUUCUUCACUUUAUUCGUCUAGAAGACGCACUGAACUUCUUCGGCGGUCUUUGUUGUCCUCCAUUGAUUCACGGGCUAGUAGUAGUGGAGGGCAAAACCGUAAUCUUUUCUCUAGAAUUCCACCACCUGUGAAUGCUUCAGCUUCCGCUUCGGCUUCACAAGAAACCGGAAUCCCGACUGUAAAUCCUAUCACGGGUCAUCAUCAUCAUCGGGCAAGAACCUUAAAUAGACAGGUUGAUGGUGCUUUUGGUUUCCCGUAUCUAUCAUCAACAACGGUUUCUGGUGGAAGUGAAAGAAGAGGCAGACUUGUAUCAGAGAUGCGCAACGUUUUGGAUCGUAUACGCAGGGGAGAGGGUCUGCGAUUCGAGGAUGUUAUGCUUUUAGAUCAAUCUGUCUUUUAUGGCAUGGUUGAUAUUCAUGAUCGGCACAGGGAUAUGCGGCUCGAUAUCGAUAACAUGUCUUACGAGGAGCUGUUGGCGUUGGAAGAGCGGAUUGGAAACGUGAACACUGGAUUGACCGAAGAAAACAUUUAUAAACAUCUGAAACAGAAAACAUACGCGAGUGUAGCGGGUGAGACAGAUGCCGAACCUUGCUGCAUAUGUCAGGAAGAAUACAAGAAUGGAGAUGAUUUGGGAGCAUUGGGUUGCGGGCAUGAGUUCCACACGGGUUGCAUCAAACAAUGGCUGCUUCAGAAGAACGCGUGUCCGGUCUGCAAGUCUGCGGCUUCAAAAUGAGAGAUUUAAAAGGAGGUUUUUGUUGAAGAUAACAAUUACUUCAUCGUACUGGAUUGGAUCAAGAAUCAUGAAGGUGGAGUUGGUAAUGUUUAUUCAGGCAAAUAGUAUUAUUCAAAUAUGAAGUAUUUUGGUAUUUUUUUUAAUGCCAUUUAUUUAUGACUAAAUUGUUAUUAAGAGUUUGUUUACAUAUCUAUAUUUACUUGAUUUUAUUCUCUAGGAA
Messenger RNA from Helianthus annuus (common sunflower), 2393 nucleotides. RefSeq names its product probable E3 ubiquitin-protein ligase RHG1A. Gene Ontology annotation, molecular function: ubiquitin protein ligase activity. NCBI's taxonomy places the organism in Eukaryota, Viridiplantae, Streptophyta, Magnoliopsida, Asterales, Asteraceae. The record is from RefSeq and is a predicted model, not a curated record. The coding region runs from base 446 to 2173 and encodes 575 amino acids. The transcript has 5 exons.